Messenger RNA from Elephantulus edwardii (Cape elephant shrew), 1059 nucleotides. RefSeq names its product family with sequence similarity 118, member B (gene SIRAL1). The record is from RefSeq and is a predicted model, not a curated record. Lineage: Eukaryota; Metazoa; Chordata; Mammalia; Macroscelidea; Macroscelididae. Bases 1 to 1059 code for a protein of 352 amino acids. The transcript has 8 exons.
AUGGCUUCUACAGGGAGCCAGGCCUCUGAUAUAGACAAGCUAAUUGGAUUCCUCAGCGAUGAUGCACCCCCCACCAAAAAACCCAGGAAGCUGCUUCCAAGCUUAAAGACGAAGAAGCCUCGAGAACUCGUGCUCGUGAUAGGGACAGGUAUCAGUGCUGCAGUUGCCCCUCAGGUUCCAGCCCUGAAAUCCUGGAAGGGCUUAAUCCAGGCCCUACUUGAUGCUGCCAUUGAUUUUGAUCUGCUAGAAGAUGAGGAGAGCAAAAAGUUUCAGAAGUGUCUCCAUGAAGACAAGAACCUUGUCCAUGUUGCCCAUGACCUCAUCCAGAAACUCUCUCCUAGAACCAGUAAUGUUCGAUCCACAUUUUUCAAGGACUGUUUAUAUGAAGUAUUUGAUGACUUGGAAUCAAAGAUGGAGGAAUCUGGAAAACAGCUACUUCAGUCAGUUCUUCAUCUGAUGGAAAAUGGAGCCCUAGUAUUGACUACAAAUUUUGAUAAUCUCCUGGAACUCUACGCAGCAGAUCAGGGAAAACAACUUGAAUCCCUGGAUCUUACAGAUGAGAAAAAGGUCCUUGAGUGGGCUCAGGAGAAGCGGAAACUGAGCGUGUUGCACAUCCAUGGUGUGUAUACGAACCCCAGUGGCAUUGUCCUACAUCCAGCUGGGUAUCAGAAUGUGCUUAGGAACACAGAAGUUAUGAGAGAAAUUCAGAAACUCUAUGAAAACAAGUCAUUUCUCUUCCUGGGUUGUGGCUGGACUGUGGACGACACCACUUUCCAAGCCCUUUUCCUGGAGGCUGUCAAGCAUAAGUCUGACCUAGAACAUUUCAUGCUGGUUCGGAGAGGAGAUGUAGAUGAGUUCAAGAAGCUGCGAGAAAACAUGCUGGACAAAGGGAUUAAGGUCAUCUCUUAUGGAAAUGAAUAUGCCGAUCUUCCCGAAUAUUUCAAGCGACUGACAUUUGAGAUCUCUACAAGGGGUAGAUCAGCAGGGAUGGCAAAGGAAGGUCAGCUAAAUGGCUCAUCUGCAGCACACAGUGAAUUAAGAGGCAAUAUUAGCAUAUGA